This is a messenger RNA of Lutzomyia longipalpis, 587 nucleotides long. RefSeq names its product shematrin-like protein 1. Lineage: Eukaryota; Metazoa; Arthropoda; Insecta; Diptera; Psychodidae. Bases 195 to 500 code for a protein of 101 amino acids. The record is from RefSeq and is a predicted model, not a curated record. The transcript is spliced from 2 exons.
GAUAAAAAUCUCAUGUAAGAUUCCCUCAAUUGAAUCUUCACGACUUUUGGUUGAUAUUUUAUACCCGCAAGUGCUGUGGGAGGAAGGUAUCACCACCUAUAAAAGACGCUGAUGCAGCCUCUGUUGCUCUGAGUACAAUUCCUGCAUUGCUACACGUUAGGAUCGUAAGAAAAAAAAUAAUCAACGCUAGGAAAAUGAAGACAAUUUUCGUUCUGUGCGCCCUCCUUGUUGCUGUUGCUUUCGGAGCUGAUGGGGAUGAGAUGAAGGACAAACGUGCCCUCUAUGGGUUUGGCUAUGGGCUUGCACCGUAUGCUGGGUAUCCAGGAGCAGCUGGCUUCGUCCAUGGGUACCAUGGGUAUGGGUACAGAGGAAUCGGCGGGCUGGGCUACCCCUACACCGGCUACCAUCAUCCACAUGCUGCUGCCCUCCCCUACGCACCAGGUGGCUUAGCCUACCAUGGAGCCCAUUUUGGCUACGGUGCUGGACCCUUCUUACACUGAAAAGCAAACUGAGAUAAACCCUGUUCACGCAUUCAAUGUAUUGUACACAUCCAUCGAAUUAUGAUAAAAAUAAUUUUAUAUUGAAAA